This is a messenger RNA of Rotaria socialis, 1380 nucleotides long. Lineage: Eukaryota; Metazoa; Rotifera; Eurotatoria; Philodinida; Philodinidae. The record is from the annotation of a GenBank genome assembly.
AUGUCACAGAGUUGGACUGAAUUAUUGAGUGUUGCUGACAAAAACAGUCGAUCUGCAGCUCAAGAACUUGAAGAAGCACGUCGAAGGCGUGAGAAAUUGAAUCAGAAAGCUAAUAAAUCUCGACCCGCGAAUGAUACAGCCAUUAAAAUGAUUCUCGAACGACGGCGUCGAGAACAAGAAAAACUAGUUGAUUUAUUUUUAGAAGAACAACGUUUAAGAAAAUUAAACGAACUAAAAAAGCAACAAAAAACAACUGCUCAAUUAAAAACACAACAACAAAAGUCUAGUCCGCCAAAACCUCCUACUUCCGCUCUUACUUCCACUCCUAAGAAGCCACCUGCAAAUGUAAAGAAAAAAAUGCCAAAUGUUUCGUACGAAGAUCUUAUGCGUUAUGCAUCACUCAAAACUAAUAAGCAGCCAAUACCUAAAGAAUUGCUUCAUGUUUCAAAAUCAUUUCAAGCAAAUACACCAUUGCCGUCAACAUCAAAGCCUAACACUUCGUUGUUGUCGUCAAAAACUACUACUUCUCAACCAUUGUCAACUACCACUAAUAUUAAAAAAUCGAUUUCUUCUACUUCUUUAAAAACGACGAGAACAACAUCAACAGUGACAAAACCAAAUUCAACGACUAAGUCAUCUACUCAGCAGAAAUCUAACGUAGAUAAAUCAAAGUCGAAUGUGUCUGGUCCAUUAUUGAACAAUGUAAAGUCAUCGGCCAGAUCUGCCAGUACAACCCCACCAAUAAAUUCGAUAAGAAAUGGACAAAAACCAUCACAAAAUCGUACAGUCAUUGAACAAAAGUCUACUCCGAAUCAAAGACUAUCAACAAAUGUACAAAGACCAACACUACCAAAUCAAGCAGCAAAUGGGCGAAGGCCAACAGUACCAAGUCAAAUAGUAAAUGGGCAACGACCAGCACUACCGAAUCAAACAGUAAAUGGACAAAGAUCGCGACCACCGAAUCAAACAAUGAACGGUCAAAGAUUACCAGCCCCAAAUCGCAUGAUGAUGAAUGGACGAAGACCAUCAAAUCAAACAGUCCGUAAACGUCCUGUUCUCGAUACGGAUGAUGAAGAUGAUGAAGAAAUGCGUGAUUUUAUUGUGGACGAUGAAAACGAUGAAUAUGACUAUCGAAAAGAACUUCAAGAAACUCUGAAGACUAAUUUUGGUUUUGUCAAAGAAAGAUAUCGCGCACAAUUUUCAGACGAUGAUGAUGAUGAUCUAAAAGAUAUGGAAUCAUCAUAUCAUCGAAUAGAACAAGAAGAAGAAAUUAGUCGACGACUUGGUCUUAAAGAAGAUAUUGACGAAGUUUUACGUGAAGAAGCUGAAAAAAAGAAACGUCUCUCACAAGUGAAAAAACGUCCUAAAACAGCGGCAUAA